UUAGCAAGCUGGAGAAAGAAAGGAAAAACUCCAUUAAAAAAAAAAAAACCCGGCUUUCCUCCAUGUUAGAUGUGAAAUGGAAAAUGGGAAGGAUUUAGAAGAAAUCCCUGGUGUCUCCAGCCAAGUUGGAGAAAGGGAGGAAAGAGGGAAAGCUUCAGGCUGCUGCUAUCUUUGAAAAUCACAGUAAACACCCAGAUCUCUAGGAAAAUGAGGGUGUCUUGAUUCAAACGGACAGGGGAAAGACAAGCUUAUUUUAUUUUUUCUUCCAAAGCGGACAUUCUUCCCCCACCCCCACCCCCCACCCAUUUUUUUUUUUUUUUACCAGCAUGGUAAAGUGAGAGGGCAAACAGCAGCAACCUGGAAAAUGUUGUCUGAGCCAAGAGUACCCAGCUAAGCGAGGGUAAACACAACCUGGGCGCUCACUCUGGUUUUUCUUCAUGCGCUCCUAGAAGAACUUGGAGAAUCAGGAGUAGCCCCCAGUAAGAAUGAACUGCAAAGAGGAAAGAGAGCAAAGUGGCUGCCCCAGCGAGGACGUGAAGAAACCACUGAAGUGUGUGGUGGUCGGGGAUGGUGCGGUGGGGAAAACCUGCUUACUGAUGAGUUAUGCCAAUGACGCCUUCCCAGAGGAGUACGUGCCUACCGUGUUUGACCACUAUGCAGUUACUGUGACGGUGGGAGGCAAGCAGCACUUGCUUGGACUGUAUGACACAGCAGGACAGGAGGACUACAACCAACUAAGACCACUCUCCUACCCCAAUACCGAUGUAUUUCUCAUCUGUUUUUCUGUUGUAAACCCUGCCUCCUAUCACAACGUCCAAGAAGAAUGGGUACCUGAACUGAAAGGCUGUAUGCCCCAUGUCCCUUUCGUCCUCAUAGGAACACAGAUUGACCUUCGUGAUGACCCCAAAACGUUGGCUCGAUUGUUCUACAUGAAAGAGAAACCCCUCACUUAUGAGCAUGGAGUGAAGCUUGCCAAGGCGAUUGGAGCACAGUGCUACUUGGAAUGCUCAGCCCUGACACAGAAAGGCCUUAAAACAGUCUUUGAUGAAGCAAUACUCGCCAUUUUUCACCCCAAGAAGAAAAAACAGCAUUGUUCCAGGUGUUGCCACAGCUGCUGCACCAUUGCAUGAGAUUUUUUGCGAUACUGUUCCAACAGCCCAUAGGAAUGAGGACGCCACUCCAUCCUGGGGCUCCCCUAGAGGGAGUACAAAACCAAGGUCUUCCUCCAGUCUGUGAGAUUUCAGAUUUGUCAGCCAAAUAUUCUUUUCUUCCUCAAGUCCCAUCCUCUUAAAAAAUGCACUGAGCCAAUAUUACAGUCAGGACAGCUGCUGAUGAUGUUGAUACAAAAUAAAAGGCAUCAUGCAUCUUUGUAUCUUCACCUCCAGUGAAUGUGAAGAUGUAAGGACAUUUCUCCAGACUCUGUAUCAGACCCUAGAGACAGAUUCAGUUACAGUUUGGCAGCUUUAACAGAUGCCUUUAACAAUAUACACAAAUCCAAUACAAAUUUAUCAGUCAAAUUUUUUCCUUGAACUACUAUCCUAUCCACAUUUGUCUUACACAGAUUCUCAAUGUUUCAAGUUGUUUUAUUCUAUCCUGAUUUGCCCCCACUAAAUCAGCCCAUACAAGGUCUGUUUCACUAAUAUUUUAUAUUUUCAAUGUUCACACCAAAGACUUCAAAACCAACAUUUUACCUCCAGUCUCACUUUUGAAUAUAAGAAGCCAAAGAAAACUUUGAGACUCCAUCAAAAUAUCUAGACAGAGCCAUGCUUACCAAGACUGACCAAGAGAGAAAGCCAUGGAUGGGAAUAUUUUUACAGACUUCAAAAAAUGCGCUUUUAUUUUUGCUGAAAGUCCUUUUACAUGAAUCAAGGUGUGAUGGAAUCUAUGGGUAGCCUGAUUAUCAGAGUGCUAAAGCAUCACAGCCAAUUUGUUGAUGAAAUCUUAGAGCUAGGAGGAUUCCCAGAGAUCCUCUAAUACAAUCCCUUCAUUUUACAAAUGAGGAAAAUGAGGCUCAGAGAGGUUUAGAGCCUUGUCUGAAGUGAUUCAUGGAUCAGAGAGAUCUCUGUUUCUCACCCAAAUUGGAGGAGUGAGACAGUACCAGGAAAUAUCUGGAAGUGGGCAGAAUUAGUCUGCUCAGUCUUCGUUGUCCUUUUCUGUCCAGAAUGGUGCCUCUUCAUCUUUCCACUUGUCAAAACCUGCUCCCAAAAAAGAAUUUGAAAAUCUUUACCCUGAAGUGGAAAGGUCUGAUUUAAUGAAAUUAAAUUCAACAAGCAUUUCUUAAAUUACCUAUACAAAACCCUAUCAGAUAUUGUAUAAUGUCCUCCCUGGGCUUUUGUACUGUUAUAGGCUGCAGAGAUAUAAAUAGGACAGAGUAACUAUGACUUUACUCCAAAUUCAGAUGGUGCAAAAAAAAAAUUAACACAUACCCUCCUCAAAAAAUAAUUGAAUGUAACAGCUAGUUUGCUAGAAUAACUAUUUAAGAUUAAAACUAAGAUAAAUAACACCCAUCUGGGAGCCAUUAUAGUGACUAGUUCUCCUUCCCACCCAAACUGAUUUGUCUUAAUUAUUUCCUACAUAUAUAUUUUCAUAUCAUGAAUUGCAAAGAUGAUUUGAGGGCACAGUUUCAUGUUGCCUGCCCCAAACAUCAAAGUUACUAAUUAUAUUUCUGUUAGGCAAAUAUAUACUGAAGCUAAAGGGUGAAAAGCUCCCAUGGCAAAAUUUCAAACAUCCACCAGCAUAUAGAAGAGUUGAGUUACUUGUUGGAUCGGCAGGACAUUCCCAGCCAUCUGAAAUUAUGCCAUAGAGUUAUCUCUCUACUCUGUCCAUGUGGGAGUCUUUUCCCAGGACUGCUGACCAGUAAGCCUCAGAACAUUUCUAAAGAUCUCCCAUGUUUGGACUGGAAGGAUUUUGUCACUUUCUACUAAUUACUCAUUGGAAUACCUUCUCUUGGUUGUUACAUGGUGCAUCCUAUUCUAUGUGAGUAGCUUUCCUCAGUAUGGGGUACUUAGGGUGACAUGCAUUUUCACAUUGCUGGUUCUCCCUUCUCACUAUACUCAAAAUCACAGAUGACUUUUCAGGAGAUGUGUUGGUACCAUAUUCAAAAAUUGUUUUUCAUUCAUGUUACAGACAUAUAGAAAGCAUAUUCCUAGGGGAAUAAAACUGACCAGUUAAUACUGGGAAAUCACAUGAAAUCUUAAACUUGUCUCUAAGAUUCCUCCCUGGA
Messenger RNA from Dromiciops gliroides (monito del monte), 3223 nucleotides. RefSeq names its product ras homolog family member J (gene RHOJ). The transcript is spliced from 5 exons. Gene Ontology annotation, biological process: small GTPase-mediated signal transduction. Lineage: Eukaryota; Metazoa; Chordata; Mammalia; Microbiotheria; Microbiotheriidae. Gene Ontology annotation, molecular function: GTPase activity; GTP binding. The record is from RefSeq and is a predicted model, not a curated record. Bases 486 to 1130 code for a protein of 214 amino acids.